Molecule: messenger RNA, 1102 nt
Organism: Sphaerulina musiva SO2202
Lineage: Eukaryota; Fungi; Ascomycota; Dothideomycetes; Mycosphaerellales; Mycosphaerellaceae
Product: Peptidase_M48-domain-containing protein
Exons: 1
Coding region: 10-726 (238 amino acids)
Biological process (GO): mitochondrial protein processing; protein quality control for misfolded or incompletely synthesized proteins
Cellular component (GO): mitochondrial inner membrane
Molecular function (GO): metalloendopeptidase activity
Source: RefSeq, a predicted model, not a curated record
CAGAAAGUCAUGCAGCAAUUUGGAAACCAGCUCAUGUCGAGUGGGAGUAAAGAACACCGCAUGGUCGAACGUGUUUUGCAGAGACUCUUGCCGCAUAGCGGACUUGACGGAGAAAAUUGGACAGUACAAGUCAUCGACGACCCCAUGAAAAACGCCUUUGUCAUUCCCGGCGGCAAAGUCUUCGUGUUCCGAGGCAUCCUCGAUGUUUGUCAAGGUGAGGACGGGUUGGCUGCGGUGUUGGGACAUGAAAUCGCACACAACGUUGCACAUCACGCUGCGGAGCGAGCUUCGCAAAGCUGGUGGUUGAUGGUGCUUCCUCUGGUGGGAAUGUUCUUCGGCAUCGAUCCUGGCGCUUUGGGUUCGUUGUCGCAGCUUGCUUUCCAACUUCCCGGAAGUCGAGCACAGGAGCUAGAGGCUGAUUAUAUUGGUUUGUUAAUGAUGGCUGAAGCUUGCUAUGAGCCCCAGGCUGCCAUGGGUCUGUGGGCGAGAAUGGAGGAAGAAGAGAAAAAGGCAGGUGGUGGUGGUGGUGGAGGAGCAGGACAACAAUUGCAAUUCAUGAGUACGCAUCCGAGUAACCAUAACCGGUUAGAGAAGAUUCGGGAAUGGCUACCCAAAGCCGAGGACAAGAGAGUUGAUGGCGGGUGUGAGAAUGUCAGAGGUUAUGUGGGUGGAUUCUCGCAGGCGGCAGAUCUGGAGAAAUUUGGCAUGAGCACGACUUGGAAGUGAAGCAGGACACCGGAAAAUUUAGCCAAAGAAGGAGUUCAUCAUCCCUGCCCAGCUCGAAUGCUGCUGCUAUACAAACACGAAGUGCUCAGCACUCUUUGCUCUCUGCUCUGGCUGACUAGACCCAUCUAUCCAUCUUUCCCGCCGCUCGCCAUUUCUUGCUCGCGAAAUCGUCUGUUCGAAGAGGACUGAAGAACAGUUCUCAGCAGCAGCAGCAGUAGUAGCAGUCCGCGCACACCACAAGAUAAAUUUAGUAGCGUUGGAAAACAGCGCAGCGCAUCCAGCUGGGAAGAGGGCAUCCAGCUAGGUAGGAAACAGAGAGACAGGUACCUAUCUAUACAUGUAACACUAGAAGGAAUUGUACCCUAGGUAGGUAGGU